UCUCUCCGUCUCUGGCUUUCUGCCUCCCCUCGCCAUCUCCAUCUCCAUCUCCGCUACACCUGAACGCCGUGUGCUACACGUGUAGAUGGCCGUCGAGGGCGACAAGUACAGAUCUUACCUGGUCGGAGAGGGAGAGAAGGACACCCACUGGAGGCACGGCGCCCCUCCCACCUACGAUCUCGUCAACAAGCUCUUCGAAGAAGGAAGAACCACGGAGUGGCCCAAAGGGUCUCUGGAGGAGACGGUGCAGAACGCCAUAAAGACAUGGGAGAUGGAGCUGUCGCACAAGACGCGGCUGGGGGACUUCAAGUCCAUCAGCCCCGCCAAGUUCAAGUUCUUCGUCAACGGGAGGAAGGGGCUGACGGGGGAGGAGACGCUGGCCCUGGGGAGCUACAACGCCUUGCUCCAGACCUCCCUGCCGCCGGAGUUCCAGUACUACAAGGCCGACGCCGAGACCUUCGAGUCGUCACACGAUGUGUUCCAGAUGGCGUUCCCUCGUGGGUUCGCAUGGGAGGUGCUCCGCGUGUACUCGGGGCCUCCGGCCAUCGCGUUCAAGUACAGGCACUGGGGCUACAUGGAGGGCCCUUACAAAGGUCAUGCUCCCACCGGGGAGCUGGUUGAGUUCACCGGUGUGGCUGUUCUCAAGGUGGACGAACAGUUGAGGGCGGAAGAGGUGGAGAUCUAUUACGACCCCGGCGAGCUGUUCGCAGGCCUUCUCAAGGGAGAGGUGAUCUCUGGUGUUGAUUCUGUGGACACCACAGCUUCGAAGCUUCAACCAUGUCCUUUUCUCAAGGGCGAUCCGUAGAGGAACACCUCGUUGUCUCGACGAUGUGCGUCAUGGUUAUCUGUACUGUGUACUGCUCGAGUAUUAAAUAAGACUGUUCACGUUAAAAUAAAUGGUGAGUCAAUCCGUAUGUAAACAAACAUAUUAUCGUCAAAUGCUUUCUAAUUCUUUG
Molecule: messenger RNA, 956 nt
Organism: Musa acuminata subsp. malaccensis (wild Malaysian banana)
Lineage: Eukaryota; Viridiplantae; Streptophyta; Magnoliopsida; Zingiberales; Musaceae
Product: pathogen-related protein
Source: RefSeq, a predicted model, not a curated record